CUUUGAAGUCGAGUCGAGCCGGAAGAAUGCCUUUACGCAUCCACAAUUUGGCAGCUCCGGCUGCGCAGCGCCUUCAUUGGGCUCUGCCUCGGACGUCUCCCUGGGUUUUUAGCCCGAGUAGCACUCGACAUCUUUCCACCGAAAAAGUUUCAGCGGCUCAGAAACCAUACUACAUCACCACGCCGAUAUUCUACGUCAAUGCUGCUCCCCAUGUUGGCCACCUCUAUACCAUGGUCCUCGCGGACAUCAUCAAGCGAUGGAGAGUACUGAAGGGACAACAAGCAUUGCUAUGUACUGGCACGGAUGAGCAUGGGUUAAAGGUCCAACGAGCCUCCGCAAAAGCUGACAUCGAACCGAAGCUCUUUUGUGACGACGGCGCUGCCAUUUUCAAGAAGCUUGCGCAAAACGCUCUUCUCACCAACGAUCAUUUCGUACGCACAACAGAUAGAGAACACAAGGACGCCGUCGAGUACGCGUGGUUGUUGCUGAAAGAGAAGGGCUACAUAUAUACCGAGAAGCAUGAGGGCUGGUACUCUGUCACCGAUGAAGCAUUCUACCCCCAAUCAGGAGUAAAGCCCUUUAUCGAUCCGCCCACUGGUCGCAAGAUGAUGGUGUCAAUUGAGACAGAAAGUGAAGUAGAAUGGUCGUCCGAGACCAAUUAUCAUUUCCGCCUUUCGUCCUUCCGCAGCCGCCUAUUGGACUUUUACCGGGCCCAUCCAGACUGGAUCACACCAGAGCAUCGUAUGAAGGAGGUUGUUCAAGCCGUGGAGUCCGGCCUCGAGGACUUGUCUAUAUCGCGUCCGUCAGAUCGACUAAAGUGGGGAAUUCGUGUGCCAGGAGAUUCGUCGCAGACAAUCUACGUUUGGCUGGAUGCGCUGAUGAACUAUGCGACAAAAGCGGGAUAUCCAUGGACACCUGGCCAAGAUUACGCUGGCGGCUGGCCUGCCGAUUGCCAUGUUAUUGGCAAGGAUAUCGUUCGGUUCCAUUGUAUCUACUGGCCAGCUUUUCUCAUGGCACUCGGCCUCCCCCUUCCUAAGAAGAUCCUCACCCACGCACACUGGACAAUUGGCGGCUACAAGAUGUCAAAGUCUACCGGACGGGUGGUUGAUCCCUUCCUCGCACUUGACCGGUUCGGGCCUGAUGUAAUGCGAUACUAUUUGGCUCACGAUGGUGGUAUACGAAAUGACUCUGACUACGAUAGCAAUCGCAUCAUCGGCAUGUACCACAAGGUCCUUAGCAACGUCAUAGGAAACCUGGCCUCCCGUGUUAUGAGAGGAAAAUCCUGGAGCGUCCGGGGAGCAGUACUGCGAGCCGGGACUUUGGGAUUCGAAGAAUGGGAAGCCGCAUGCAUCGAAAGUGAACAAGCGGAACAAGCUGAGCUCAAACGGGCCAAGCAGAUGGAUUCGUUCAUACGAAGCACUGAAUCUGGACAUCCCAUUCCGCUUGCAGGUAUCCAGGAGGUUGAACAAGAUGAAGACGAUCGACCAUUGCCAGGAGCUCCAGGUCAACGUUUCUAUAUGAACACUUUGUCAAAAGCACCGUCGAAGGUUGCUCAAGCGCUCGAUGCAAAUGACCCCAAAAAAGCCUUGGAGGAGAUUGCAGAAUUCGCGCGUAGGUCAAACCAAUUCUUCCAAAUGUCCGAACCGUGGGAUAAGAUAAUCCCAUUCGGCCCGAAAGAACCCGGGGACGAGGUGGAUCGUAUUGUAUAUCUUGCCGCGGAAGCUCUCCGCAUGGUGGGCAUCUUGCUGAUGCCAUAUAUGCCCACAAAAGCCAAGAUGCUUCUCGAUCAGCUGGGCGUUGAUAAGUCGCGUCGGACCUACUGGUAUUGCAAGCCAGGUGCUGAUCUGCACUAUGGUACACCUUUGGUCUCUCUCGGUAGCAAAAGCAAAGGCACUUUGUUCCCUCCGCUGUUUAGCUACGAAUGA
Molecule: messenger RNA, 1925 nt
Organism: Periconia digitata
Lineage: Eukaryota; Fungi; Ascomycota; Dothideomycetes; Pleosporales; Periconiaceae
Source: the annotation of a GenBank genome assembly